AUGAAGUGGGAGAACUCGCGCACCAUCAAGUGCUCAUUCUUACCGCCAGCAUGGGUGAAUGGCUCUGAUCAAAAAGAUGAACAGAAGACGCCACGAGAUCGUCGUCGCACGGGUCAGGUUGCGGUGCGACCGCCAAUGACAGUGAAUACAUCUUCAUUCAGCCGAGAGCAAAUUGUCGCUUCAUAUAUUAAUGUCUACUUCCCUGAUGACAUCACGGGAACUACGGAACUCGAUCCUUGGUAUACGCUGCUUUCCGGAAUAUCCGCAUUACCAAAUAAGUCCGUGAUGCUUGAGAAAGCGAUGGCGGCAACGUCUUGUAUCUAUCUUGGCAAAAUCAACGAUGACACUCGCAUGCUCAAUCAUGGCCUUCAGCUAUAUAAUGGUGCGAUACACCGUGUAUCGCAGGAGCUUAGCCGCAACAAUUACACGGAUGAGCUUUUUUUUACAAUGGGGAUUUUCACGAUACUGGUGGCUCUGUAUUGCCCCGGUGGUCUUGAUGUAAUAGUACACCAAACAGCAGUGACCAACGGAAUCUUCAAGAAUAUUUUAUCACAUUCAACUAAUAGCCCAAUCAUCAAAACUCUAUGUCUGGCAUUUCAGCGAAUGCGACUGUUAAAAUCACUUUCACCAAUUGAAGCAAAUAAUGUAGUAGACCUGGCGAGAGAGCACGCCCCGACCGCUGUGACUUCUCACGAAAAUGUGGUUAUUGACGAAUUGUUUCAACUCAUGGCCGACAUUUCACCAAUCGCAGCUGCAGUCAGUAUGACCGAUGUAUCCGAUAAUACGGCCUGCCACCUAUCACUCUAUGACUGCCUUGCGCACAGGGAAAAAUUAUUAUCAUGGUACUCGCGCGCUAAAGUCCGUAUCGGCGGUGGCCCUUACGUCGGCGAAAGCAGCGAUUUUCCGUGCAAAAAUAUUCUGCCAUCGGAACAUCUAUUCGGUCGACCCUAUGGCUUCUCCUCUCUGGACAAUGCGAGAAUUCACAUUCUCUUCUGGUCGGCGCUGUCUAUCCUCCAGGCUCUGCUCGGUCAGACCCAUGCAUACGCAUAUACAUCAGCUCCACCCGAUCCUUACACCAACAAAGAAUAUCAACUCUCGGAAUACUACGCAGACGAGAUCAGUCGAGCCAUGCCCUAUUGUUUGCAGGACAGCAUGAAGGCGUGGGGCAUCAGCAUGACGAUCUUCGGUAUGGGCCAAAUCGCCAAGGUUUACAUGGAACUCAGACGUGAGGAGAAGUUCUUGUGGAGCCAGCAUCUCUUUAAAUACGUGGGCGAUAUGGGAUCAGAUCUCGGUUAUCGUGUUGGCGAACUUCUGCAGUUUGGCUGGAGUCUUUUGGAGCAAUCUGAUCGCAACGAGCGCCCAGAAUUGUCAUCAGUGGCCUCGAGUCCGGGAUCUAACGCAUCUUCUGCAUCUCCAGUAUCCCCGGCAUCUAGUACAUCAACCGCAUCAACCGCCCCCUUCGUGGCAGAAUAUGUACCCAUGCAUGAGACAAUAGAUUUGCCAACACGAUCAAGAUGGGAACCAGACCGGUGA
Molecule: messenger RNA, 1533 nt
Organism: Penicillium manginii
Lineage: Eukaryota; Fungi; Ascomycota; Eurotiomycetes; Eurotiales; Aspergillaceae
Exons: 4
Coding region: 1-1533 (510 amino acids)
Source: RefSeq, a predicted model, not a curated record